Acomys russatus (golden spiny mouse) is the source of this 2957-nucleotide messenger RNA. It is a transcript of the gene Vash1, whose product is annotated as vasohibin 1. The transcript has 7 exons. The record is from RefSeq and is a predicted model, not a curated record. Bases 1244 to 2350 code for a protein of 368 amino acids. NCBI's taxonomy places the organism in Eukaryota, Metazoa, Chordata, Mammalia, Rodentia, Muridae. Gene Ontology annotation, cellular component: cytoplasm. Gene Ontology annotation, biological process: regulation of angiogenesis.
UCGGCUGCCGUGGCUUCUGCUUUGCUGAGCCGGGACGCCGCGAUCGGCCUGUGGGCUGCACCUUCGCAGGCUGCUGCUCCCCAAGAAUCCGCACACCGGCGCCCGCCCGAGCUUUGCCAUUCGCUUACAGCCGUCGCCGCGGGCGGAGCCUGCAAACCUGCCCUCGCGCCCCGCUCUCCCAGCUCUGCUCAGCUUGGCGGUCGGAGCCCUAGCGCAGCAUCCUUUGCCCGCUCAUGCUGCAGCUGGUGACUAGCGGCAAGUCUGCGGCUGGAGCCUGCCGCUCAACGACCUCAACCUGGUCCCCGCGCGUCUCCUGAACCGCUCCCCAUGAUGGCUGAGCUUGGAGUCCCGCGUCCCGCUUUGGCUCGGCUGGGACCACUCCGCUCUAGGUGCCCCCGGUGCCCCCGCUGAGCCGCCCCAGGCGGGGGGAUCUCAAGGCCCGGGCGCCCCUAACCGUCGCAACCCCCACCCCCCGCCGCGCCCUUCCUCCCCGCCUGCUCCACUGCUGCUCCCCGGGGCUAGGGGCUAGGGGCUAGGGAACCCAGACAAAGCCCCACUUUGUGCCGGAGGCGGGCGUGGAAUGUGCGCGCCGGCGCGCGCCCCCUCCCCUCCCCACCAGCUGCUAGACUCGGCUCCCGGAAGGGUCGCGACGGAGAAGUCGCCCCCGGCGCCGCGGUCUCCUCUUGUAUCUCCCGCCCCCGGGGUCCAGACUCGGAGCUCACGCGGGCCCCCUCCGGUCGCCCCAGUGUGAGUGUGCAAGGAUUUCAUAGAGGAAUUUUUUUUUCUUUCCAAAACUUGGAGUGGGCACUGGUGCCUCGGCCGACCUUUUCAGCGUGGCUGCAGGUCUAAGCAGUCUGGCCUCAGUCUCCCCAACCCGACCCCUACUUUUCUCCUCCAGGCCACCCUAGAUCGCUGUGGGUCAUUGUUCUCGCCGCCAAAUGGGGGUGCUUUGUACAGGGUGCCAAGUUGGGGUUUUUUCUCUUCAACUCGUUUUCCAAACAAAACAAGGCCUCUAAAGCCGACCCUGGGCAACCCACCUGGCCAUCACUCCAGGUUGAUGCGCUGAUUCUUUCUUACCAAAUAGUAUUUUAUUGUGCAGGAGCCACGCCCUGGUUUCUUAAAGGCGCCAGGCACUGUUUGACCAUGUGUUAUCUCUAUAGCGGGUGUGUGGAAGGCCUCCUGUGAGGCACUUAUUUUUCCCGCCUCCUGAUACAUCCUCCCACCCCCCGUCGAGGAUUUAGGGAUGCCAGGGGGAAAGAAGGUGGUCUCCAGUGGCAGCAGCGGUGCCUCCCCGAACGCAGCCUCCGCCACCGCUGCUGCCGCUGCCUCCCACUCCGGCAUUAAACGUUUGGAGACCAGCGAAGGGGCCUCAGCACAGAGAGACGAGGAACCGGAGGAGGAAGGGGAAGAGGAUCUACGAGAUGGUGGUGUCCCUUUCUUCAUCAACCGUGGUGGACUGCCAGUAGACGAGGCUACCUGGGAAAGGAUGUGGAAGCAUGUGGCCAAGAUCCACCCAGAUGGAGAGAAAGUGGCUCUGCGGAUCCGUGGGGCCACGGACCUGCCCAAGAUUCCCAUACCAAGUGUGCCUACUUUCCAGCCAACGACGCCCAUCCCUGAGCGCCUGGAAGCCGUGCAGCGCUACAUCAGGGAGCUGCAGUACAAUCACACAGGAACACAGUUCUUUGAAAUUAAGAAGAGCAGACCUCUGACAGGGCUGAUGGACCUGGCCAAGGAAAUGACCAAAGAGGCUCUGCCAAUCAAAUGCCUGGAAGCUGUGAUCCUGGGAAUUUACCUCACUAACAGCAUGCCCACCCUGGAACGCUUCCCCAUCAGCUUCAAGACCUAUUUCUCAGGGAACUACUUCCGCCACAUUGUGCUGGGGGUGAACUUUGGGGGCCGCUACGGAGCCCUGGGCAUGAGCCGGAGGGAGGACCUGAUGUACAAAGCUCCAGCCUUCCGCACACUCAGUGAGCUCGUGCUGGACUACGAGGCGGCCUACGGCCGCUGCUGGCAUGUGCUGAAGAAGGUAAAGCUGGGCCAGUGUGUGUCCCACGACCCCCACAGUGUGGAACAGAUUGAAUGGAAGCACUCGGUGCUGGACGUGGAGCGACUGGGGCGGGAAGACUUCCGCAAGGAGCUGGAGCGGCAUGCCCGGGACAUGCGGCUUAAGAUUGGCAAGGGUCCUCCUUCUCCCACCAAGGACCGGAAGAAGGAUGUUUCUUCCCCACAGAGGGCCCAGUCCAGCCCCCACCGCAGGAACAGCCGCAGUGAGAGGAGGCCUUCGGGGGAGAAGAAGCCUGCAGAGCCCAAAGCCAUGCCAGACCUCAAUGGGUACCAGAUCCGGGUGUAAGGCAGAUGCUAGAACCCCUGGGCCUCUUCUGCUUCUGGAGGCCCAGAGCCACCUGCAGGAAAGAACCUACUUCAUUCAAGCAGGGGCUGGUGAUGGAGUGGGUUGGGGUUGGGGGGAGGCAAGAAGGAUGCCUCGUGGUCCCCCUCCCCAGGUGACUUCCCUUUCCGUGGAGCCAAGCCCCUUACUUUGGGCCAAGAAGCAGUAUUUCAUUUGGAGUUUUAGCUCUACAACGGAAGUUUAGGUAUUUGGAGGAAAAGACAGAUGGGCACGCUGGUAGCUAUCGCAGCCUGCUCUCUCUGAGCACUGUGUGGCUUGCGUGGGGAGGCUUAAUGGCUUGGUGGUGCUCCUUCUCUCCGCAGUGCUCGGCAUUUUCGAGCCCCACCAGCCUGUGGGGUGAGGGUGGGGUGGGCUAGGAAUGGAAGUGUUCCUCCGGCUGGGCCUGUCCUGGCAGAAUCAUGACGCCGGGAAAAGGAAGCAGGGUAGGGGUUCUCCUGAGAAAUGACUAUUUCUCAAGUCAGGAACUUGGCAGAAGCCACAUCUGCCUAAGGUGGAAGCCAAUAGCCCAGGAAAGCCCUCAGGGCAGUGUGACUCUUCAGACAGUACUGUG